Molecule: messenger RNA, 4764 nt
Organism: Sorex araneus (European shrew)
Lineage: Eukaryota; Metazoa; Chordata; Mammalia; Eulipotyphla; Soricidae
Gene: EFCAB6
Product: EF-hand calcium binding domain 6
Exons: 32
Coding region: 144-4574 (1476 amino acids)
Cellular component (GO): nucleoplasm
Molecular function (GO): calcium ion binding
Source: RefSeq, a predicted model, not a curated record
GGCAACAGCGUCCGGGAGAUGCGCGGAGGCUGGGCUCCGCGUCGCAGCGGCCGGCGGCCUGCGCGCAGCUGUGGCCACUCGGGGCGGAGCAGCAAGGCGGGGCGCGGAAUUCCCGUUCCCAGAAAGAGUUGAUCUUGAAGACCAUGAACCAGGAUAGCAUGAUUGCCAACAGCAACAUCAAAGCCGGCACCACCAAGGCCAGUGACUUAAUGCAGAGAAUAGCCACCAUGCCCAACUGGUCCUCCUCGUGCCCUCCUGCGCGGAAACAUGCGCCCCUGCGCUCCCAGUCCUCUCCGGGCUGCACGAACCAGGAUGGUCUGCAGAGCUCGCUCGGAACUCCUUCCGCCCUGACAGUCGCAGACCCAACACUGACCUUCCUGGAGGUCAGACAGAUCCUGCUGCAGAAGAUCACCCACCGGCGGGAGGAGCUGACCCAGGCCUUCCAGCUGCUGGACCCGGCGCUCAGUGGGACCGUGACCAGGAACGAGCUGCGGAGGGUCAUCAGCACGUUCCUGCUGCCACUGACCCGGGAGCAGUUCCAGGACGUGCUGGACCAGAUGCCUCUCACUAGCUCCAGGGCUGUUCGGUACCCUGACUUCCUGUCCAGGUUUGGCGGACUCGACCUCCAGGUGAAUGGCCUCAAGAGGGGUGAAGGAGGCGACAGGAACUACAGUCGGACUUUGAAAGAACUGGAAAGCCAAGCAGGGGAGAAGAUUCUGAGAAACAUCAAAACCAUCUCCAAAGCCUUCAGGCUCCUCGACGUGAACAGGACGGGGCUGGUGCGCCCGGAGGAGAUGAGGCGGGUCGUGCAGACCUUCUGUCUGCAGAUGGGGGAGGACGAGUACAGGAAGUUUGCCCGGUACUACCACCUGGACAAGGAGCCCGCGGUGGAUUACAGCGCGUUUCUGAAGAACCUGAGCAUCAAUAAUGGCCUGAACCUCAGAUAUAAUUUUGAAGACUCAGAUCACGCGCAGGAGAGCCCAGUCAGAGGCCCCUCGAGGACUCAUACCCCUGCUUCGCCCGCCUCAGAGGAUGUCUGGAAGACCUUCUCCUUAGACCGCAUUGAGAAGAUCUUUUGCCAAGAGUUGGCGAAGUCCCGCGAGAGGGUUGAGAAAGCCCUGAGCGCGGGGGACCCCACCGGCGCUGGCCACGUGUCUCUCGACUACCUCAAGAUUGUCCUCGACGCCUUUGUGUACCGGAUGCCCAGAAGGGUUUUCAUCAAGUUAAUGAGAAGGUUAGGACUGAAAACCACCACGAAGAUCGACUGGAGGCAUUUCAUGUCGUUGUUCAGCGACCCCCACAGCCUCAAGUGCCACAGCGCGACCCCCCUGACCCCCAGCAGCAGCGGCUCCAGCUUCAGUGCUCCGGUCCCUCGGCUGCUGAGACAGGCGGGACUCUGCCCAAGGCUGAGGAAGGCCCUGAUCAGCCUGCACACCACACCCAGCGGGCGGAUAACGGGGGAAGAACUGCGGCGCGUUCUGGAGGGCGCCAUGGGCACGGUGAGGGAGCCCGAGUUCCAGGAGCUGACACAGGCCCUGGACCCUGGCGGCACCGGGGCCCUGCACGUGGCCAAGAUCCUGGAGCUGCUGGAAGACAGUGCCCGGGUGGGGAAAGCGCCAUCGCCUAGCUCAGAUGCCAGGGCCGAGUCCGUGCUGGACUGGGCAGCCGUGGAGGGGCAGCUCCGCAGCGAGGUCACCGAGAAGUUCCAGGAGUGCUACGACCGGCUGCGGUCCCACGACCCGGGGGACACGGGGCUCAUCAGCCGACCCGACUUCAAGGCCGUCCUGAGCAUCCUCUGCCCGUCCCUGACGGCCGACCACUUCCUCAGGCUCAGCCGCAGGUUCCUGGACAGCUCGGGGAGAGUCCUCUACAAGAAGUUCCUGGUGUGCACGGGCCAGGCCCUGUCCCCGGCGCCCGCCGACCGGCCCGGGAGAGCUCCGCCUCCCCGGGAGAGCCCCCCAGCCACAGGCAGGGACGAGGUUAAGCAGCUGGACGCCUGCAACCAGCAGCAGGGCCCGGCCCUCCGAGAGCGGAUCCUGGACCCCGAUGGAGACCCCAGCAGCGGGGUGGGCACACCCAGCCCCAGGAAGGCUGCAGACGACAGCGGCGCGCCCCCGGGCCAUGCCGUGCGGCCCUCGCCGCCCCCCGGCCCCGACAGGAUGAGCUUCCUGCAGCUUGCGCCCGGAUCGGAAGAUGACCGGCCAUGCGGGCUGUACCGGCCGCCCCCAGCCGGCGUCCACUGGGCCGGCGACCCGGACCAGUUCUAUAUCAGCGCCGAGGAGUGUCUGGAGGCCUUCCCGCAGCGGGUCCGGGAGCACUAUGGGGACCCCUACGCGGCCUUCUUCAGGAUGGACGCGGACAGGGACGGCGUGGUCAACAUGCACGACCUGCACAAGCUGCUGAUGUGCCUGACGCUGCACCUGACGCAGGCUGAGUUCCUGCGCUUUCUGCAGCUGCUGGGCCUCGGGCCCAGCCUCACGCUCAACUUCCGCGAGUUCCGCAGCCUGUGCGAGCCGCGGCCCCCCAGCCGGGACGCCCCGCCCCAGCGCACGCUGCGACAAAAGCAGAAGGUCGUGGACACAGAACUAGCCUGUGGACAGGCUCAUGAGUAUCUCGUGACCAAAGCGAGGACCCGAUGGUCAGACUUGUCCAAGAACUUCCUGGAGACAGACGCGGCGGGCAACGGCAUCCUGCGGCGCCGGGACAUCAGGAACGCGCUCUACGGCUUCGCUGUCCCGCUCACGCCCCGGGAAUUCGAGAAGCUGUGGUCGAGCUACGACACGCAGGGAAGAGGGCACAUCACGUACCAGGAGUUCCUGCAGAAGCUGGGCGUGCCCUACAACGCGGACGUCCACCGGCCCUACGCCACCGACUUCUUCAACUUCAUGGGACACUUCACCAAGCCCCAGCAGAUCCAGGAGGAGACCAAGGAACUGCAGCAGCGCAUGGCCAGCAAGGCGGAGCCUCUCGGGCACCGGCUGCAGGAGCAUCGCCAGGACAUCUGCAAGGCCUUGGGCAAGCUGGACCGGUCCAAGACGGGCGGCCUCGUGUCCCUGGUCCAGCUGCAGGAGCUCCUGCAGGAGGGCGGCUGCACACCGCGGGAGGAGGAGCUCACCCAGCUCCUGACCAGCUGGGGCGUCAGCUGGAGCCGGAACGCCGUCAACUACCUUGACUUCCUGAAGGCGCUGGAGAACAGCCGGCCGGCCACGCCAGAGCCGAGGGACGGCCAGCAGCUGGACUUCACGGGGCUGGACCCGGAGGACAUCGUGAAGAACGUCCAGCAGGUGGUGGCCGCCGCUGAGCUGGCCAUGGCGACGGCGUUUCUGGCGCUGGACAGCGAGGACUCCGGCUUUGUGAAGGACUCGGAUUUCGGGCAAGUUCUCAAGGAUUUCUGUCCCAACCUCUCUGAGAACCAGUACCACUAUUUCCUGAGGAAACUGAGGCUUCAUCUCACCCCGUCCAUAAACUGGAAGUAUUUCCUCCAGAACUUCAGCAAUUUCCUUGAAGAGAGCGCGGCCGAGUGGGCCGAGAAGAUGCCGAGAGACCCACGGCCCGCCUCGCCCAGGGGCCAGGCCCACGCGGAGCUACUGGGCCGGCUGCGCCGGGCCGUGGCCGCCCACGCCCACGCCAUCGCCCAGGAGCUGGAGAACUUCGACACAGCUGGGAGCGGCACAGUGUCCAGGGACGAGUUCCGGGCCGUGUGCAGCCGCCACGUGCAGGCGCUGACGGAUGAGCAGUUCGACAGGCUCUGGGCCGACCUGCCGCUCAGCAGCAAGGGCCGACUGAAGUACCAAGACUUCCUGCGCCGCUUCGGCUCCGACACGCCCCUGCAUGUGGGCGACUCCACGCGGGCCCAGCGGGGCAGCAGCGGCACCCACAGCCUCGGCAGGUCAGUCUCGGCGUCGCCCGAGCAGGACCCGAGAGCCGGGCUCAGGAUGCACAGUGACCCCGGCAGCGCCCUGAGCGCCGCCUCCCUGGCCGGGAGCCUGCAGAACUGCGAGCCCCUGGAGAGCAGGCUCCGGCGGAAGAUGCGGGGCUGCUGGCGGGAGUUCCUGAAGGACUGCAAGGACAGGGACGCCGACCGGCGGGGCCACGUCAGCACGGCCGACUUCCUGGCUCUCGUGGAGAAAUACGGCCUGGACCUCAGCACGGAGGAGGCCCAGCAGCUGGCCGCCAAGUAUGACUUCACGGACAGCGGCCGCUUCUCCUACUGCGACUUCAUCCAGAGCUGCGUGCUGCUGCUGCGGGCCCGGGAGACGUCCCUCAUGCAGCGCAUGAAGAUCCAGAACGCGCACAAGAUGAAAGAAGCCGGCGCCGAGAACUCGUCCCUCUACUGCGCUCUGCUGCGGAUCCAGCCCAAGGUGCUGCACUGCUGGCGGCCCAUGCGGAGAACCUUCAAGAGCUAUGACCAGAACGGCAGCGGGUUCCUGAGCGUGGGGGACUUCCGUAAGGUGCUGCGCCAGUACAGCAUCAACCUGUCGGAGGAGGAGUUCUUCCACGUGCUGGAGUACUACGACCGGGCACUGUCCUCGCUGGUCCCCUACAACGACUUCCUGCGGGCUUUCCUCCAGUAGCUCCCCGGCCGGCAGAGCAUGCCGGGGCCUUCCGGAACCUUCCCGGCGUCGGCGGCUCCCGGUGCACCCCGCCCUGCUGGGCCCUGAGCCGGGCGCCGGAGGCCAGGCCUGGUGCCCUGCGCCCCCGCGGCCCCGGGUGCCCCCGAGCCUCAGGCUCCCCUCCCGCAUCACUUGCGCAAGUAAAAGUAUC